Rhea pennata is the source of this 775-nucleotide messenger RNA. It is a transcript of the gene COXFA4L2, whose product is annotated as NDUFA4 mitochondrial complex associated like 2. The record is from RefSeq and is a predicted model, not a curated record. Lineage: Eukaryota; Metazoa; Chordata; Aves; Rheiformes; Rheidae. The transcript is spliced from 4 exons. Bases 75 to 338 code for a protein of 87 amino acids.
CCGCCCACCCUACUGCCCAGCCAGCACUCGGGAACCCACUGCCGCACAGCCCCGUCGCCUCCUCUUGCUCCAGCAUGAAGGGCCCCCUGCUCGGAGCCAUGUUCUCCCGGCACAUCAAGCGACACCCCGGCCUCAUCCCGCUCAUUGGCUUCAUCAGCGUAGGCCUGGGCAGUGCUGUCCUGUACCUGCUGCGGCUGGCGCUGUACAGUCCCGAUGUCAGCUGGGACAGGAAAAAUAACCCUGAGCCCUGGAACAAGCUGAGCCCCACGGAUCAGUAUAAAUUUAUGGCAGUUUCUACGGACUACAAGAGCCUCAAGAAGGACCGUCCCAGCUUCUGAGCUGCCAUGGGGAAGGAGCUCCCAUGCCAGUGUGAGGGAGAGCACUCUCAUGCCCACCGAGCAGCACCAUGCCCCCCUGCUGCUUCGCAGCCAGCCCCCUCAGGUACCACCAGUCCCACAGCACUACAGCACAUGCCAUCACCUGCACGCAGUCUUGAGCAACCCCCCAGCACCCACAAACUAGGGGGCUGCAUGCCCCAGCAAUAAACCAUGCCACAUCAGGAGUAGUGGGACCCCCACACACCUUUGCCAGCAAACCUGCGCCCUUGCAUCUUGCACAGAGCCGCAGCACUUGGACAGGGAGCAGCCACAGGCACUGCUCUCCCAGCUUGCAAGAUUUCCAUAAAACUCAUAGGACUGUAAUAAAGCAUUGGGUGGCAGGGUGGGGGGUGAGGCCAGGAAAAUAUAUUAUAUAAACUGUUUCCCAGGCCCAUAAA